Molecule: messenger RNA, 6283 nt
Organism: Melopsittacus undulatus (budgerigar)
Lineage: Eukaryota; Metazoa; Chordata; Aves; Psittaciformes; Psittaculidae
Gene: CERS6
Product: ceramide synthase 6
Exons: 10
Coding region: 6-1169 (387 amino acids)
Biological process (GO): ceramide biosynthetic process
Cellular component (GO): membrane
Molecular function (GO): DNA binding; sphingosine N-acyltransferase activity
Source: RefSeq, a predicted model, not a curated record
CAAAGAUGGCAGGGAUCCUUGCCUGGUUCUGGAACGAGCGGUUCUGGUUGCCGCACAACGUCACCUGGGCGGACCUGCAGAGCACAGAGGAAGCCGCCUUCCCGCAGGCGGAGGACCUCUACCUCGCCUUCCCCCUGGCCUUCUGCAUCUUCAUGAUACGGCUGCUCUUCGAAAGGUUCAUUGCUAAACCAUGUGCCUUAGGCCUUAAAGUCCAAGCCAACGGACCACAGAAAGCUCAACCUAAUGCUAUUCUGGAAAAAGUUUUCACAGCUAUUACAAAGCAUCCAGAUGAGAAGAGGCUGGAGGGCCUCUCCAAGCAGCUGGACUGGGAUGUACGCAGCAUUCAACGUUGGUUUCGACACAGACGCAACCAGGAAAAGCCCAGCACUCUUACGAAGUUCUGUGAGAGCAUGUGGAGAUUUACAUUUUACCUCUAUAUAUUUACCUAUGGAGUACGGUUCCUGAAGAAGACACCCUGGCUCUGGAAUACCAGACAGUGCUGGAACGGGUAUCCAUAUCAGCCACUGAUGCCUGACCUUCAUUAUUACUACAUAGUUGAAUUGUCAUUCUACUGGUCCUUAAUGUUUUCUCAAUUCAUUGACAUCAAAAGAAAGGAUUUUGGCAUCAUGUUUACACAUCACAUUGUAACAGUCACCCUGAUAACCUUCUCGUACGUAACCAAUUUGACACGAGUGGGAACUUUGACCUUAUGUCUCCACGAUGCGGCUGAUGUUGUCCUUGAGGCUGCCAAAAUGGCAAACUAUUGCAAGUGUCAAAAACUGAGUGACCUUCUGUUCCUUACAUUCGCCAUUGUCUUCAUUGUCAGUAGGCUUGGUAUAUAUCCUUUAUGGAUAUUAAACACAACAUUGUUUGAACUGUAUGAAGCUCUGGGCAAUUUUCCUGCCUUGUGGGUCUUCAAUGUGCUGCUUGUGAUUCUUCAAAUUCUGCAUUGUUUUUGGUCUUACCUAAUCAUAAAGGCAGCCUACAAAGCUAUAUCAAAGGGCAAGGUAGCAAAGGAUGAUCGAAGUGACAUUGAGUCAAGCUCAGAUGAGGAAGAAACAGUACCUCGUUCAAAGACCCAACACAGCACUAUCUCCACUAAUGGGACCAGCGGUGCCAACGGGACAAACGGGUAUCUCACUGGUGGCACUUGCUCAGAGGAGCAUUAAUACUUGAGUUCAAUCAUGAGGCACGAACAGAAAGAACUGUUUGCUACUGGAAGUAAAUUAUAAGUUGUGAAUGCAGUUUCUUCAUAUAUCUCAGCAUCAGAAAAAAUUAGGAGUAUCAAAGCAUUCUGAUAGCGCACUGCCAUAUUUCCUGUUUGUGAAUGAAGACAACACGCCAUUCUGUAUACGUAGGCAUGCUGUAUGUGUAUGUAACUGACACAGUGGGAGCACUAUUUUCACUUGUACUGUCUUUGAAAUAUUAUUUGUUUUGUAUUCUUUUGGGAACUUCUGGACAAAAGGGAAUAUCCAUUCUCGAACUUUAUCUCUUGGGAUUCUCAGUAGUGAAGAGCAUUAUACUCAGAUCUCUUCUGUCCAUCCCUGUUGCUUUUGCCAAGUCUGCUAUAAGUAAUAGUUGCUUGAUUUGUUACUUACAGUAAGAUAGAGCAUAGCUUUAUAUAUUCUAGAUCUGCUUCAGAUAUUUUUGCUAUCUUUGUGUUUAAAAGUGCUGGUAUUGAAAUUGCCUAUCAAAUCACAGUGGCCGUUCCUCCAACAUAAAGUUUUUAAACACUGGAUUGAUAUAUUAAAUAGUAGGUAAUGUGGGCAAUUAGCAAUUUGGGGGAAAAAAACUGUGGUAAUUGUAGGAUAUUAUUUUAGCAUAAUUUAAAAUUCAAUUUGGUGGUUAAUUGCAUUAGAAGUAGACUUGAUUUGUUGUGCAAAUACCCAAAAGCAUUGAUGUCAACAGUUAGGAUAAACUCAUUCUCACUUUCUUCUUUUUUUUCUUUUUUCUUUUCCCUUGCAUUUUUUGACCUCUGCAGAUAGUAGUGUCUUUUUGCAGAGAUUCCAUGUUGAAAGUUGUUUGUUCAAGUGCACCAUUGUGGAUCCAGACCUCACUUCUAUAACUGUUCUUGCAUGUUCAGGUGGAUGAGAGCAGGGGUGUAAUGGAAAAACCAGCAGAUGACACAUUCAUUGCUUCCUUGGACACAGUUCAGUCUAGCUAUCGUUCUUAUAAUUGCAUCACUUUCUUGGUAAGGUAACGAGAGAGAAGGCAGAAUGUCAUACAUUACUAGAAGUAGUUUAUUCUAAAUGCAUGGAAAUUUGCGCAAAAUUCACUUAACAUAAAUCACAGCAAACUCUGAACACUCAGCAGAACUUCAUCACAUCUACAAAUAAAAUAAGGGUGUCUGUAAAAUAAUUUUGCACUCCUUUUUCAUCCAAGAUCUACAAACUGUGUCCCAAAGAAGACAAACUAACACCCAAAAUAAAUAUCUUUUUAAACAUUAUGUACACACUUCUUCCAGUCUCUAGAUCAAAGUUUGAUGUAGGAUGCUAAGGAUCAUGCAAAUUUUGAGGGAUGCUUUUCUGGGAUUUGUGACAGCAGUGCCAAAAGUAGGUGAGUUUCUUGGGUAACAGACUCUAUGCAACCUCCUGUUCAACAGUAUUGUGUAUGUGCACACAGAACCAAUGUGCUUACAGACCAAAGACUGUACAUAUAUUAAAAAAAAAUUAAAAAAAGGAAGGAAAUAAAUGUAACAUUAAUGUGUCUUCUAUAUAGAAAGGGAUUGGAGUGCUGUGUUCAGCUGGAACUCUAAGACAGGAUAUCUUUCUAAUUCCUUCCACCUAUGCAAAUAGAAAAAUGCAUAUGGUUUCUGAUGCCAUAAAACACGUUUGAACAUUCUAUUUUAUACAACUCAAUUGAAGAAAGUUGUGUUUCCACUUCUUUCUUUUGAAAAACUGAGAUUUGUCACACUUGAAAAUUACUGAAACCUCUAUUAUCCAUAGGGACCUUGUGUGUUAUUAAAAAAUGUGCUAAAAGUAAGGGCAGAAUGGCAUGAAUGAAAAAUGUACCUCCACUUAGGUGGAGAUAAAGAUAAAACACUGAGAUAAAAAAUUGAGAAAUUGUAAAUCAUGGAAGCAGAGCUGUCAGUUUUACUUCCUACAGAGCAUCUUUUGAAAAAGCCAGGUAAACUUGAAAUUCAACAGUUGCAUAGCUUAUAUGAAUAUAUCUGAUUGAACAAGGGGAUCUUGCUCAAAUCUUCUCCCUCAAAAGUUUCUCUGCCUCUGUUUUUUUCUCAUCUGUCUCCUGGGCCUCUGAUUUCUUACAGUUAUCUGCAAGGCAGGUUAUACAUGUGAAAAUACACUGAUUGUCAUGGAAAGUUUUGAAGUGACAGUUGUUUAAUAAUUGUCAGGAUAAUGCCAAGAUUUUAAACCAAAAUUAUCCUGGGAUAUUAGUGGAUGAACAUUAUAAUUUCUGAAAUAUGACUUGCUAAGAGGGUAAUUGAGAAUAGCAGUUUAAACACACCUCUUUCAUGGUGUUAAUUACUACUUCCACCGGACCAUUUCCCUUCUGCAAAGCUGGUUACAAAAAUGGCAUUCUGGCAAAAUACUUUGUCUUACAUGGGGAUUGAAUAUUGUUCUGAAGUAUCAACUUAGACAACAUACAAUACAUAGUACUACCAUGUUGUUUAUACCAGGGCAGAGAGCAGUUCCCAAUUACAGUCUGUGUGCAAAAGGCAGGAGACCUUUGGUACCUCUUGGUCCUCCCCAGCUGUGCUCUAUAGUGUUGAUUCAGAUGUGCAGUCAAGGCUACAACCCUUGAGAUGAUUUACGAUUCCUGGUUACAUAUGCUUUUAGUGUGUCCUUGCUUGCAACUUGGAUUGAAACUUUCUUUGAGGUUUAAAUUCAGUUGCAUUUAUGAUGCACUAAAGCAUGUUUACAGUUGCCAUGGUUCAGCUGACUCCCAGUGAGUUAUCUCCUAUAAACCUGGCUUUUUGGAGUCCAUUCUUAGCAGCCUAGAAUAAACUUAAUACAGGUAUGUCUGGAAAAUAGGUGGGAUGGGAGAUUCAAACACAUUUGGGGAAAUGGGAUGAGAGUAAGGAAGCACUAAGAACUUUAUUAAACUUUCAAGCUGCAGAGUUUUUUAUGAAUAUUAAAAAUCACACUUUUUUUUUUCCAGUGGGAAGGACCAAGUGUUUUAGUGAUCAUAAGUGGCAGUGUGUUUAGAUUCAUUGAUUUAACCAAUAGAUGUCAAAACUUUCAGUAUCUUCUUCCACUCUGCAGAGAGAAUGUCAUGCAACUAUUUCAUUUUUCAGUAGAAUCUGUUUCUUUUCUAAAGAGCUUCGCAAGGUGCUUUUGGAGGCCAUCAAGUAUUUAGAGGAUAAUUACAUGUAUUCCUGGCAAUUGAUUGAAAUUACUGUGAUGGUUCAUGUUGAAUGCAAGAUCUUAAAAGGUUCUGUGUGUUUGUACCUUUUGUAGAAUUGUCAUUUUAGUCAUUUUAGAAAUGAGGGGUUUUAUUCUAUAACCUAUUUGUCUUCAACUUCUAUGCUCCCUUUUUAUAGUACAGUACAUGACACAGUGGUUGAGAUGUUGAAGUAGAAAAAGUAAGACAUGAUAUGUAGAGUUUAUUAGUAAAUAGUAAGAAUUUCUCAACUCUCCCUAACCAGCCCAGAAUAAAGUAAGAUUCAAGUCUCCCUUUGUUUAGCAUUUCCCAUAUUGGAAUAUUUUGUAUCCCCUACCACAAAAAAAAACAAAACCAACAAAACAAAACAAAUCAAAAAACAACCGAAAAGUGAGGUUUUGGUGGUUUGGGGUUUGUUUGGUGGUUUAUUUGUUGUGUUUUUUUGGUUGUUGUUGUUUUGUUUUUCAUAAAAAGCUAAAAACAAACAUUGCAGAAAAUGGUAGGAAUAUGUGAUCAAACAACAAGGGUGGACACUGGAGUCUUUUGGAUCUUGAUCAAUGUUAAAUAGUGCUAGUUCUAAAAUACCAAAGUGUCCUGUGCUCUUUCCUUGUUACCGUUUUGUAGCUUUUUCUGUGUGUUAUUUAAUUAUUCCAGCAGAAUUGGAACAGGUGUAACAGUUUCAUAUGUGUCUGUCUCAGCCUGUGACCAAUCUGUGCAACCGUCAAUGCCAAAUCCUUUUUCUGAGGUCCAAGUAGGUGCACUAAAGCUUUGCUUACUGUGAAGUGAUUCUUGUCUUAAAUCUGUUUCAGGUGAAAAUCACUUUCUGGUUCUGAACAGGACACAGGGGCGAAAGCUGUUACCCUGCAGUAAAUGUCAGUGAUGAUCAUUCACUGGUUGAUUUAGACACCAUGUGUGUUUUCUACAGGGUGUUCUAGUAGGAAGCCUAAUGCCCGUUUCAUUCAUCUUCUCAUUAUUGCAGCCUUCUGUAUUCUCAGAGAAAUAUGGGCUGCCACUGUUUUCUACAGUUGAUGCUUUGGUAUUUUUUAAUCUCUUUGCUACAAUUCUUUUUUGUAUGUCUCUUAUUGUCUACUUGUUGUGACAUUUGUGCGAGAGGAGCUAUCAAAUACUUUUUACCCUUCCUGUAAUGUAGACCCUAUUAGGCCUAAGUGCACUGUUCUGCAAACUACAGUUGCCUUUAAAUCAUAGAUCAAAGCCAGUUGGUAUUACUUGUUUUGACUGGUUUGAUUUGGAACAGGGACCUAAUGGGAACUUCAGUAAGACAACCUUAUUAAUUUCUUUUUUUCUUUUUUAAAAAGCACUUAUGGAAUUUUGGAAAAGAGCUGUAGGUGUAUGACCUUCAAAUUGUAAAGAUUUCUGAUUGUAGUUGCAAUGAAAACACAGAGUUUGUGUCUGUACAGAGCUCUCAGUCUUUGAAAUUGCUUUACAGAAAAAAAAACCUGGAGGAAAAACAUGUUUUGGAGCUGUGUCAAUGAUUACACAUGUCAGACAAAAGAUAAAAAUUAUUGUCUUACAUGACCUAAAAUGAUCUGCGAAAUGAAACACAUUUUCUGGCUCCUGUUGAGCUUCAGCUUCUUGCAGUCUUAACUUUUUUACAUGAGCUUUCAUACCAUACUGUGCAUGUUGACUGCCUGUUGCAAGUCAGAGUGAGGCAGAUGACACUAUUUCACCUGUGUUUUCAUGACAAUCCUGUGCUUGAGCAACUCUUUCAGAAAUGCAGUGAGUAGGAAUUCAACUGUCCCAGACACAGUGAUAUGCUAACUAGAAGUCCUUUCAUGUAUAGCUGUUGUGUAGAACUUUGGGAGUUAUUUUGUGUUUAACUCGGUUUGGUUUGGUUUGGGUUUUUUUAAAUAUAGAAAAUAAUGAUUCCUCAUGAAAACUCUGGAACUAAUCAGUAUUGUGGGCUAUUUUUAUUUGGAGACAC